Molecule: messenger RNA, 2637 nt
Organism: Carassius auratus (goldfish)
Lineage: Eukaryota; Metazoa; Chordata; Actinopteri; Cypriniformes; Cyprinidae
Gene: csnk2a2a
Product: casein kinase 2, alpha prime polypeptide a
Exons: 12
Coding region: 916-2136 (406 amino acids)
Biological process (GO): peptidyl-threonine phosphorylation; peptidyl-serine phosphorylation; regulation of chromosome separation
Cellular component (GO): protein kinase CK2 complex; nucleus; cytosol
Molecular function (GO): ATP binding; protein serine/threonine kinase activity
Source: RefSeq, a predicted model, not a curated record
UACAGUAUUUCCAGUGACUCCAUCUAUGCGAUCGCAAAACUCGGCUAUGCUAGGGGUGAUAUCCGCCUAUCUGUCGGCGGUUCCCUCGAUCGCUUACUGAAUCCAGUUGGUGGAUCAAUGGGAGGAAUUGGGACAAUCCAUUUGAAGAUUAAUUGGAAAUUUGGAGCCGUGUGUGGGUUGAAGUUGUAAAGGCCGAUUAAACCAAUUCAUCGCUAUCGCUAGUUUAGCGCGUUUAUCCGGAGGGAACGCUAGUAAAGUGCGACUGCUGAACCGCUGUAAUGAAUAUUAUAACAAACGGUGAUGAUCAAACGCUGUUCAUUUCCAGAGACCAUCGAUCAACUCGACAUCUCGGCCGCUUCACGGUGUUUAUGUUCCGCUUUACUGCGUAACGUUAGCCGUUGACAGGUCUGUGAAUCAAUUCAGUAUUUGUCAUUUCCCUCCCCUUGCAUCAGUUUAUUUAACGUUAACGUUACAUGUACUAUACGAGGGCUGCGACAGGCAAUCGCAUAUAUUACGAUCUAGUUAAAGGUGGUAGUUUAUAUUUAAAUGUGUUUACAAACAGAAACAUCUUAUUGAGCUGUCCAAUGGGCAUUAUGAAAUCCUGACUUUUAAAAAAUAAAUAAGCUGGCGAUCCGAAAGAGAAUAAGCUGGUUUCUGCAUUGUUUUGGACGCCUUCUCCUUUUUGCUGUGGCUUUUAGUGGCGCGAGCGUAAGCGCGAGGUCAUGCGCGCCGCUGCUGAGCAGCUGUCAAUCACAAUUGCUUGCGAGAAAUCGCAUUGAAGCGGCUUGUUACAGUGUUUUACGCUACCACAAUACUCUCUGCAGUAUUUCACAGCAGAGACGGUCAAAUUUCUGCAAUCGUUUGGAGCGUCUCGUAGUAGGUGGAGGGAAGGCGGAUCGACUGGCCGAGCCCGCCAUGCCGGGUCCGGUGAGCAGCAAAGCACGGGUGUAUGCUGAUGCCAACACUGUGAAGAGCAAGGAGUACUGGGACUAUGAAGCACAUGUGCCUAGCUGGAGCAACCAGGAUGACUACCAGCUUGUGCGAAAGCUUGGAAGAGGCAAAUACAGUGAAGUGUUUGAGGCCAUCAACAUCAACAGCAACGACAGAGUAGUUGUUAAAAUCCUAAAGCCUGUUAAAAAGAAGAAGAUUAAGCGUGAGAUCAAAAUUCUGGAGAACUUAAGAGGAGGAACCAACAUCAUUCGUCUUGUAGACACAGUGAAGGAUCCUGUGUCUAGAACGCCAGCCCUUGUGUUUGAGUACAUCAAUAACACAGACUUCAAGGAUCUCUAUCAGAGACUAACAGACUUCGAUAUCCGGUUCUACUUGUAUGAACUUCUAAAGGCACUGGACUACUCUCAUAGCAUGGGCAUCAUGCAUCGGGAUGUCAAACCUCAUAAUGUCAUGAUAGACCACCAAAUGAGAAAGUUGCGGCUAAUAGAUUGGGGUCUUGCUGAGUUUUACCAUCCCACGCAGGAAUACAAUGUAAGGGUCGCCUCAAGAUCAUAUAAGGGACCAGAACUACUGGUUGACUAUCAGGUUUGCAGGAUCCGCUGGAGGUGCCAGACAGAUUUAUUUUUACAGAUGUUCCCUCCCAAUAGGGCUUUUAUUGAACAGACAAGACCAGAUUUUAGGAGCCAGUCUUAUAUGGAGUCUUACUUGUUUCAACAUUACCAUCAGACAUCGCAGUUAAGUCUCCCAAAUGAUUUGCAGAUGUAUGACUACAGUUUGGACAUGUGGAGCUUAGGCUGUAUGUUAGCCAGUAUGAUCUUCCAGAAAGAGCCAUUUUUCCAUGGUCAAGACAACUAUGACCAGUUGGUCAGAAUUGCCAAGGUUCUUGGAACAGAAGAGCUCUUCAGCUACCUGAACAAGUAUCACAUUGAGCUGGACACACGUUUCAAAGAUCUGCUUGGCCAGCAGACCCGUAAGCGCUGGGAGAACUUUGUUCAGCCAGAGAAUCAGCAUUUGGUGAGCCCAGAGGCUUUGGAUUUGCUGGAUAAACUCCUGCGUUACGAUCAUCAACAGAGACUGACUGCCCAAGAGGCCAUGGAACACCCUUACUUUUAUCCUGUGCUGAAGGGACAGCCUCUGUCAAACUCAGAAGGCGCACUGGCAAUAAGCAGCUCAACCACAACAUGAUGGGCAAAAGCAGGAAAACCUUUUUACCUCAACGUGUCGUGCAGAGACAUGCUGCCUUUCAGGUGUGAAGCUUCAGUUUACUGGAGCAAGAAGUUAAGCAACACAAGACUUGUACAGAAUGAACACAACAGGCUGUUGUCCCUCUCCUACAUUCACUUUGUAUUAGUGCUGCUUGCCAUUGCUAUCUAGGUACCCAACUGGUAUUAUUCCCCCAUCUCCCCCCUUUUGAGUUGGACGUCUCCAUUUCAUUUUUUGAACAACACUGAAUUAAGCUAUGAUAUUAUGACUGGGAAAGAAUGCCUGCUCUUUCCCCAUGAUUCUCAGGCUGUUGAUGACCCAUGGGGGCUCCUGAUCCUGGUUGCGUUAUAUACUGGAAGAUUGUGUUGUUCAAUGACUUGCCCUGCUGAUAUGAGCUCAGAUUAUAAACUAUAGUAUUGUCAGGUAUGGAGGCUUUACUGCAAUUUAUUGAAAAUAAGAUAUAUUAAAUGAAACCGUUUUUAA